CAAUCCUAGACCUUGGGAAUCUCAGGCAAAUACACCUGGGUGUCCUCGCAGCAACACACACAUGAUUUAAGCCGGAAUUCUAGUACCGAGUCUCUCUCAAAGUCCACCACUCCCCACAAUCAUAUUUCCUUAUCAUACCAAAGCAACCCUCCUAAAAUCGCUCCUUCAAGUCAUCCUCCGCCUGAUACCCCUAUAUACACGCCUCCGCUCCUUAUGAAAAUCCAAGUCGUGAGAGCCACCAUGCCUUACAACCCCAAAAUCGGCACACCCAUCACCGCCCUCGACACCCCUUCCAUGGUCGUCGACCUCUCCCUCAUGGAAUCCAACAUCGACAAACUCUUCUCCCACCUCCUCACCACGGGCAUCCGUAUCCGCCCGCACCUCAAAACCACCAAAUCCGUCGCCCUGGCCCGCAAACUCGUUGCGGCGGGCGCAACAGGCGGCUGCGUGGCCAAACUCAGUGAAGCGGAGGUCUUCACGGAUCAGGGAUUUACGGAUUUGCUGAUUACGACGGUGGUAGUGGGGAAAGUGAAGGUCGGGAGGUUGGUCGAGUUGUGGAAGAGGAAUAGGGAGGUGAGGAUUGUGGUUGAUAGUGAGGCGGGGAUUAGGGGGAUUGAGGAGGGGAUGAAAGAGGCCGGGGUUCAGGAGGGUAAGAUUAUGACGCUGUUGGAUUUGGAUGUAGGGUUGCAUAGAACGGGGUGUCAGCCCGGGGAGGAGGCCUUGAGGUUGGCGAGGUUGGUGAGGCAGAGUGGGUAUCUGGAGUUGAUUGGGGUGCAGGGUUAUGAGGGACAUUUGCAGCAUGUUCAUUCGAAGAGUGAGAGGAGGGAGAGGUGUUUGGAAGCCAUGAGCAUACUUACGAAAACCGCCGAGGCACUGCGCGAGGAUGGUCAUGCAAUUCGGGUUGUGACCACGGGUGGGACGGGGACGGCGGAGUUCUGUGUUACGGUUCCUGGAGUGACAGAAGUCCAACCGGGAUCGUUCUUGUUCAUGGAUACGGAUUACCGAAAUGCGGUGGGAACUCACUAUUCCAACAGCCUAACCAUCCUGGCGACGGUAAUCAGCAAGCAAGGUCCUAAGUGCGUGACCAUCGACGCGGGCUUGAAGUCUCUUACUACGGACAGCGGCCUGGCAGAAUGUAAAACGCCAGGUUACACUUACGGGGUACUUGGAGAUGAACACGGAUCGCUGAGUUGGACUGAUGCCCCGGAUCUGGAGAUCGGCGAUAGGGUCGAGAUGAUCCCGAGUCAUAUCGAUCCUACCAUUAACUUGCAUGACUCCUAUUAUGCGCACAGGGAUGGAAUCGUUGAAGAAAUUUGGUCAGUAGAUGCCAGGGGAAAGGUGCAAUGAUACAAGGCGCCGCCACCAAAGACUGGACAAUGAUUUCAUGAUGCCGAAUUUACGCUUCCAAGGACCAGGUAUGUGCGACGGUAAAAGAGCUUUACAUACCAGCUAUAUAAGAGACUAUAUAACGAAAGACUCAAUGC
Messenger RNA from Westerdykella ornata, 1484 nucleotides. RefSeq lists its product as uncharacterized. Gene Ontology annotation, biological process: D-serine catabolic process. Lineage: Eukaryota; Fungi; Ascomycota; Dothideomycetes; Pleosporales; Sporormiaceae. The transcript is spliced from 2 exons. Gene Ontology annotation, molecular function: D-serine ammonia-lyase activity. Bases 214 to 1347 code for a protein of 377 amino acids. The record is from RefSeq and is a predicted model, not a curated record.